Molecule: messenger RNA, 1149 nt
Organism: Colletotrichum orchidophilum
Lineage: Eukaryota; Fungi; Ascomycota; Sordariomycetes; Glomerellales; Glomerellaceae
Product: TAM domain methyltransferase
Exons: 8
Coding region: 1-1149 (382 amino acids)
Molecular function (GO): methyltransferase activity
Source: RefSeq, a predicted model, not a curated record
AUGUGUGAAGGUAGCAGCACGAACCCCGCGACCCGGCCGGCCACAUCAUCGACGCCUGCGGCAACUCAACCCAACAACGCAACCGAUCAUGAAGUCGUGCUUGUUGCUGAGAACAUUGAGAGUGAUGCUGCGUCAGACCUCGGCAGCAGUGUCGCAUCCUCAAGUACGAGUGUCAGCAGCUCUGUUUUGGAAUACAGGAUGGAAAAUGGAAGAACAUAUCACGCUUACAAAGAUGGCAGUAUGUGGGAAUCACAGCCGCCCCCGCUCUUUGUCGUUGGAGUCUCUGACAUAAGCCGCUCAUCAGAAUACUUCUUCCCAAAUGAUGAAAGGGAGAAUGAUAGACUCGACCUCCAGCAUAACCUCUUCAUCCUGACUUUUGACAACAAGCUCGCGACAGCCCCGCCCAAUGACCCAGGAGCGAAAGUCGGACAUGUCCUUGAUGUUGGAACCGGCAGCGGCAUCUGGGCUAUUGACUUUGGGGAAGAGCACCCUGAUGCUGAGGUUUGUGGAGUUGAUCUCUCGGCUGUUCAGCCUGACUUUGUGCCACCCAAUGUCAAGUUCGAGAUAGACGAUAUUGACCAACCCUGGACAUUCUCGGAACCAUUUGACUACAUUCAUAGUCGGAUGAUGAAUUCGUCUAUCAAAGAUUGGAAGGCCUACAUUCAGACGUGUUUUGAUAAUCUAAGCCCUGGAGGGUACUUGGAGCUGAUCGAAUUCGAUGCUGUGCCGACGUCCGACGAUGGGACGUUGAAGCCCGACUCGGCGAUCAAGAGAUCCGCUACGCUGCUUUUCGACGCUGCAGCCAUUUUGGGUCGACCGUUCGAGGACAUUAGCAGAAUGAAAGAAGUCCUGACCGAGACCGGGUUCAGGGAUGUCCACAAACAGCUCUACAAGUGGCCGACAAACUCGUGGCCCAAGAACCCUAAACACAAGGAGUUGGGGAUUUGGAACCACGAGAAUGCCAUUGCUGGGUGGGAGGGUUUCUGCAUGGCUCCGUGUACGCGGGUCCAUGGUUGGAGUAGGGAAGAAGUUCUCAUUCUUAUGGCGGAGGCCCGGAAGGAAUUCAAGGAUAGGACAAUCCAUGCGUACUUCAACAUCUGGUCUAUUUAUGGAAGGAAACCUCUCGUCUCUGAGGAGCCUUCGAAUUAG